Mya arenaria is the source of this 3351-nucleotide messenger RNA. RefSeq lists its product as uncharacterized. The record is from RefSeq and is a predicted model, not a curated record. The transcript has a single exon. Lineage: Eukaryota; Metazoa; Mollusca; Bivalvia; Myida; Myidae. Bases 1 to 3351 code for a protein of 1116 amino acids.
AUGGAAACUACGAAUAACACACACUGCCGUAUGAAAACUACGAAUGGCACACACUGCCGUAUGAAAACUACGAAUAACACGCACUGCCGUAUGGAAACUACGAAUAACACACACUGCCGUAUGAAAACUACGAAUAACACGCACUGCCGUAUGGAAACUACGAAUAGCACACACUGCCGUAUGGAAACUACGAAUAGCACACACUGCCGUAUGGAAACUACGAAUGGCACACACUGCCGUAUGGAAACUACGAAUAGCACACACUGCCGUAUGGAAACUACGAAUAGCACACACUGCCGUAUGGAAACUACGAAUAACACGCACUGCCGUAUGGAAACUACGAAUAGCACACACUGCCGUAUGAAAACUACGAAUAGCACACACUGCCGUAUGGAAACUACGAAUGGCACACACUACCGUAUGGAAACUACGAAUGGCACACACUACCGUAUGGAAACUAAGAAUGGCAAACACUGCCGUAUGGAAACUACGAAUAACACGCACUGCCGUAUGGAAACUACGAAUGGCACACACUGCCGUAUGGAAACUACGAAUGGCACACACUACCGUAUGGAAACUACGAAUGGCACACACUACCGUAUGGAAACUACGAAUGGCACACACUGCCGUAUGGAAACUACGAAUAACACGCACUGCCGUAUGGAAACUACGAAUAGCACACACUGCCGUAUGGAAACUACAAAUAGCACACACUGCCGUAUGGAAACUACGAAUGGCACACACUGCUGUAUGGAAACUACGAAUGGCACACACUGCCGUAUGGAAACUACGAAUGGCACACACUACCGUAUGGAAACUACGAAUGGCACACACUACCGUAUGGAAACUACGAAUGGCACACACUGCCGUAUGGAAACUACGAAUAACACGCACUGCCGUAUGGAAACUACGAAUAGCACACACUGCCGUAUGGAAACUACAAAUAGCACACACUGCCGUAUGGAAACUACGAAUGGCACACACUGCCGUAUGGAAACUACGAAUGGCACACACUGCCGUAUGGAAACUAAGAAUGGCACACACUGCCGUAUGGAAACUAAGAAUGGCACACACUGCCGUAUGGAAACUACGAAUGGCACACACUGCCGUAUGGAAACUACGAAUGGCACACACUGCCGUAUGGAAACUACGAAUAGCACACACUGCCGUAUGAAAACUACGAAUGGCACACACUGCCGUAUGAAAACUACGAAUAGAUCACACUGCCUUAUGAAAAUUACAAAUAGCACACACUGCUGUAUGGAAACUACGAAUAACACACACUGCUGUAUGGAAACUACGAAUAGCACACACUGCCGUAUGGAAACUACGAAUAGCACACACUGCCGUAUGAAAACUACGAAUGGCACGCACUGCCGUAUGAAAACUACGAAUAGAUCACAGUGCCUUAUGAAAAUUACAAAUAGCACACACUGCCUUAUGGAAACUACGAAUAGCACACACUGCUAUUUGGAAACUACGAAUAACACACACUGCCGUAUGGAAACUACGAAUAGCACACACUGCCGUAUGAAAACUACGAAUGGCACACACUGCCGUAUGGAAACUACGAAUAGCACACACUGCCGUAUGGAAACUACGAAUAGCACACACUGCCGUAUGGAAACUACGAAUAGCACACACUGCCGUAUGGAAACUACGCAUGGCACACACUACUAUUUGGAAACUACGAAUAACACACACUGCCGUGUGGAAACUACGAAUAGCACACACUGCCGUAUGGAAACUACGAAUAGCACACACUGCCGUAUGGAAACUACGAAUAGCACACACUGCCGUAUGGAAACUACGAAUAGCACACACUGCCGUAUGGAAACUACGAAUAGCACACACUGCCGUAUGAAAACUACGAAUAACACACACUGCCGUAUGAAAACUACGAAUAGCACACACUGCCUUAUGAAAACUACGAAUAACACGCACUGCCGUAUGAAAACUACGAAUAGCACACACUGCCGUAUGAAAACUACGAAUGGCACACACUGCCGUAUGAAAACUACGAAUAGCACACACUGCCGUAUGAAAACUACGAAUAGAUCACACUGCCUUAUGGAAACUACGAAUAGCACACACUGCCGUAUGGAAACUACGAAUAGCACACACUGCCGUAUGGAAACUAAGAAUAGCACACACUGCCGUAUGGAAACUACGAAUAACACACACUGCCGUAUGGAAACUACGAAUAGCACACACUGCUGUAUGGAAACUACGAAUAGCACACACUGCUGUAUGGAAACUACGAAUAGCACACACUGCCGUAUGGAAACUACGAAUAGCACACACUGCCGUAUGGAAACUACGAAUAGCACACACUGCCGUAUGGAAACUACGAAUAGCACACACUGCCGUAUGGAAACUACGAAUAGCACACACUGCUGUAUGGAAACUACGAAUAGCACACACUGCCGUAUGAAAACUACGAAUGGCACACACUGCCGUAUGAAAACUACGAAUGGCACACACUGCCGUAUGGAAACUACGAAUGGCACACACUGCCGUAUGAAAACUACGAAUGGCACACACUGCCGUAUGAAAACUACGAAUGGCACACACUGCCGUAUGAAAACUACGAAUGGCACACACUGCCGUAUGAAAACUACGAAUAGAUCACACUGCCGUAUGAAAACAACGAAUAGAUCACACUGCCUUAUGAAAAUUACAAAUAGCACACACUGCUGUAUGGAAACUACGAAUAGCACACACUGCCGUAUGGAAACUACGAAUAGCACACACUGCCGUAUGGAAACUACGAAUGGCACACACUGCCGUAUGGAAACUACGAAUAGCACACACUGCCUUAUGGAAACUACGAAUAGCACACACUGCCUUAUGGAAACUACGAAUAGCACACACUGCCGUAUGGAAACUACGAAUAACACACACUGCCGUAUGAAAACUACGAAUGGCACGCACUGCCGUAUGGAAACUACGAAUGGCACAAACUGCCGUAUGAAAACAACGAAUGACACACACUGCCGUAUGAAAACUACGAAUGGCACACACUGCUGUAUGGAAACUACGAAUAGAUCACACUGCCGUAUGAAAACUACGAAUGGCACACACUGCCGUAUGGAAACUACGAAUAGAUCACACUGCCGUAUGAAAACUACGAAUGGCACACACUGCCGUAUGGAAACUACGAAUAGAUCACACUGCCGUAUGAAAACUACGAAUAGAUCACACUGCCUUAUGAAAACUACGAAUAGAUCACACUGCCGUAUGAAAACUACGAAUAGAUCACACUGCCUUAUGAAAACUACGAAUAGCACACACUGCCGUAUGAAAACUACGAAUAGAUCACACUGCCUUAUGAAAAUUACGAAUAAAUGA